Molecule: messenger RNA, 14406 nt
Organism: Physeter macrocephalus (sperm whale)
Lineage: Eukaryota; Metazoa; Chordata; Mammalia; Artiodactyla; Physeteridae
Gene: ANK2
Product: ankyrin 2
Exons: 47
Coding region: 1-12225 (4074 amino acids)
Biological process (GO): signal transduction
Cellular component (GO): cytoplasm
Molecular function (GO): protein binding
Source: RefSeq, a predicted model, not a curated record
AUGAUGAACGAAGAUGCAGCUCAGAAAAGCGACAGUGGAGAGAAGUUCAAUGGCAGUAGUCAGAGAAGAAAAAGACCCAAAAAGUCUGACAGCAAUGCAAGCUUCCUCCGUGCUGCCAGAGCAGGCAACUUAGACAAAGUAGUGGAAUAUCUCAAGGGGGGCAUAGACAUCAAUACCUGCAACCAGAAUGGACUCAACGCUCUCCAUCUGGCUGCCAAGGAAGGCCAUGUGGGGCUGGUUCACGAGCUACUGGGAAGAGGGUCCGCUGUGGAUUCUGCCACUAAGAAAGGAAAUACUGCUCUUCACAUUGCAUCUUUGGCUGGACAAGCAGAAGUUGUCAAAGUUCUCGUUAAGGAAGGAGCCAAUAUUAAUGCACAGUCUCAGAAUGGCUUCACUCCUUUAUACAUGGCUGCCCAAGAGAACCACAUUGAUGUUGUAAAAUAUUUGCUGGAAAAUGGAGCUAAUCAGAGCACUGCUACUGAGGAUGGCUUUACGCCCCUAGCGGUGGCACUCCAGCAAGGACACAACCAGGCAGUGGCCAUCCUCUUGGAGAAUGACACCAAAGGGAAAGUGAGGCUGCCAGCUCUACAUAUUGCAGCUAGGAAAGAUGACACCAAAUCUGCUGCACUCCUGCUUCAGAACGAUCACAACGCUGACGUACAAUCCAAGAUGAUGGUGAAUAGGACAACCGAGAGUGGUUUCACCCCUUUGCACAUCGCUGCCCACUAUGGAAACGUCAAUGUGGCAACUCUUCUUCUAAACCGGGGAGCUGCUGUGGACUUCACAGCCAGGAAUGGAAUCACUCCUCUGCAUGUGGCUUCCAAAAGGGGAAACACAAACAUGGUGAAGCUCUUACUGGAUCGUGGUGGUCAGAUCGAUGCCAAAACUAGGGAUGGCUUGACGCCCCUUCAUUGUGCUGCAAGAAGUGGACAUGACCAAGUGGUGGAGCUUCUGCUGGAGCGGGGGGCUCCCUUGCUGGCAAGGACGAAGAAUGGGCUGUCUCCGCUUCACAUGGCUGCCCAAGGAGACCACGUGGAAUGUGUGAAGCACCUGCUCCAGCACAAGGCGCCUGUUGAUGACGUCACCCUGGACUACCUGACGGCCCUCCACGUUGCCGCACACUGUGGUCACUACCGUGUAACCAAACUCCUUCUGGACAAGAGAGCCAAUCCAAACGCCAGAGCCCUGAAUGGUUUUACUCCACUGCACAUUGCCUGCAAGAAAAACCGCAUCAAAGUCAUGGAACUGCUGGUGAAAUAUGGGGCUUCAAUCCAAGCUAUAACAGAGUCUGGCCUCACACCAAUACAUGUGGCUGCCUUCAUGGGCCACUUGAACAUUGUCCUCCUUCUACUGCAGAACGGAGCCUCUCCAGAUGUCACUAACAUUCGUGGGGAGACUGCACUGCACAUGGCAGCCCGGGCGGGGCAGGUGGAAGUGGUCCGAUGCCUCCUGAGAAAUGGUGCCCUUGUCGAUGCCAGAGCCAGGGAGGAACAGACACCUUUGCAUAUUGCCUCUCGCCUGGGUAAGACAGAAAUUGUUCAGCUGCUUCUACAACAUAUGGCUCAUCCAGAUGCGGCCACUACAAAUGGGUACACACCACUGCACAUAUCUGCCAGGGAAGGCCAGGUAGACGUGGCAUCAGUCCUCCUGGAAGCAGGAGCCGCCCACUCCUUAGCUACCAAGAAGGGUUUUACACCCUUGCAUGUAGCAGCCAAGUAUGGAAGCCUGGAUGUGGCAAAACUUCUCUUACAACGCCGUGCUGCUGCAGAUUCUGCAGGGAAGAAUGGCCUUACCCCGCUCCACGUUGCUGCUCAUUAUGACAACCAGAAGGUGGCGCUGCUGUUACUGGAGAAGGGUGCUUCCCCUCAUGCCACUGCCAAGAAUGGCUAUACUCCUUUACAUAUUGCUGCCAAGAAGAAUCAAAUGCAAAUAGCUUCCACACUCCUGAACUAUGGAGCAGAGACGAACAUUGUGACAAAGCAAGGAGUCACUCCACUCCAUCUGGCCUCUCAAGAGGGGCACACGGAUAUGGUCACCUUGCUUCUGGAUAAGGGAGCAAAUAUCCACAUGUCAGCCAAGAGUGGACUCACAUCCUUACACCUUGCAGCCCAGGAAGAUAAAGUGAAUGUGGCUGAUAUUCUCACCAAGCAUGGGGCUGACCAGGAUGCUCACACAAAGCUUGGUUACACUCCUUUAAUUGUGGCCUGUCACUAUGGGAACGUGAAAAUGGUCAACUUUCUUCUGAAGCAGGGAGCCAAUGUCAAUGCAAAAACCAAGAACGGCUACACGCCUUUGCACCAGGCCGCCCAGCAGGGCCACACGCACAUCAUCAACGUCCUGCUGCCGCACGGGGCCAAGCCCAACGCCACCACCGCGAAUGGCAACACUGCCUUGGCGAUUGCUAAGCGUCUGGGCUACAUCUCCGUGGUGGACACCCUGAAGGUUGUAACCGAGGAGGUCACCACCACCACCACGACUAUCACUGAAAAACACAAGCUAAAUGUUCCUGAGACCAUGACUGAGGUUCUUGAUGUUUCUGAUGAAGAGGGUGAUGACACAAUGACAGGUGAUGGGGGAGAAUACCUUAGACCUGAGGAUCUAAAAGAACUGGGUGAUGACUCCCUACCUAGCAGUCAGUUCCUGGAUGGGAUGAAUUACCUGAGAUACAGCUUGGAGGGAGGACGCUCUGACAGCCUUCGAUCCUUCAGUUCCGACAGGUCUCACACCCUGAGCCAUGCCUCAUACCUGAGGGACAGUGCCAUGAUUGACGACACAGUUGUGAUCCCUAGUCACCAGGUGUCAACUCUAGCCAAGGAGGCAGAAAGGAAUUCUUAUCGUCUAAGCUGGGGCACUGAGAACUUAGACAACGUGGCUCUUUCUUCCAGCCCUAUUCAUUCAGGUUUCCUGGUUAGUUUUAUGGUGGACGCCCGAGGUGGCGCAAUGCGAGGAUGCAGACACAAUGGGCUCCGCAUCAUCAUUCCGCCUCGGAAAUGUACUGCCCCAACCCGAGUCACCUGCCGACUGGUCAAACGCCAUAGACUGGCGACAAUGCCUCCAAUGGUGGAAGGAGAAGGCCUGGCCAGUCGCCUGAUUGAAGUCGGACCUUCGGGUGCUCAGUUCCUUGGGCCUGUGAUCGUGGAGAUCCCUCAUUUUGCUGCCCUUCGAGGAAAAGAGAGGGAACUGGUUGUCCUGCGCAGUGAGAAUGGGGACAGCUGGAAAGAGCAUUACUGCGAAUACACUGAAGACGAACUGAAUGAAAUCCUUAAUGGCAUGGAUGAAGUGCUGGAUAGCCCGGAAGACCUAGAAAAGAAACGGAUCUGCCGCAUCAUCACCCGUGACUUCCCACAGUACUUUGCAGUGGUGUCUCGCAUCAAACAGGACAGCAACCUGAUUGGCCCAGAGGGAGGCGUGCUGAGCAGCACAGUGGUACCCCAGGUGCAGGCCGUCUUCCCAGAGGGGGCACUAACCAAGCGGAUCCGUGUAGGCCUACAGGCUCAACCUAUGCACAGUGAGUUGGUUAAGAAGAUCCUAGGCAACAAAGCUACCUUCAGCCCUAUAGUCACUUUGGAACCUAGAAGAAGAAAAUUUCACAAGCCAAUUACCAUGACCAUUCCUGUCCCCAAAGCUUCAAGUGAUGUCAUGUUGAAUGGUUUUGGGGGAGAUGCACCAACCUUAAGGUUACUCUGCAGCAUCACAGGUGGAACCACCCCUGCUCAGUGGGAAGAUAUUACAGGAACUACGCCAUUAACAUUUGUCAAUGAAUGUGUUUCCUUUACAACCAAUGUGUCUGCCAGGUUCUGGCUGAUAGAUUGUCGACAAAUCCAGGAGUCCGUUACCUUUGCAUCACAAGUGUAUAGAGAAAUUAUUUGUGUACCAUAUAUGGCCAAAUUUGUAGUGUUUGCCAAAUCACAUGACCCCAUUGAAGCCAGGUUGAGGUGUUUCUGCAUGACUGAUGAUAAAGUGGAUAAGACGCUUGAACAACAAGAAAACUUUGCUGAGGUGGCCAGAAGCAGGGAUGUGGAGGUAUUAGAAGGAAAACCCAUCUAUGUUGAUUGUUUUGGCAACCUGGUGCCAUUAACCAAGAGUGGCCAACAUCAUAUAUUCAGUUUUUUUGCCUUCAAAGAAAACAGACUUCCUCUCUUUGUCAAGGUACGUGAUACAACUCAGGAACCUUGCGGACGACUAUCAUUUAUGAAAGAGCCAAAAUCUACAAGAGGCCUGGUGCAUCAAGCUAUUUGCAACUUAAACAUCACCCUGCCAAUUUAUGCGAAGGAAUCAGAGUCAGAUCAAGAACAGGAGGAAGAGAUCGAUAUGACAUCAGAAAAAAAUGAUGAGACAGAAUCUACAGAAACAUCUGUCCUGAAAAGUCACCUGGUUAAUGAAGUUCCUGUCCUAGCAAGUCCGGACUUGCUCUCUGAAGUUUCUGAGAUGAAACAAGAUUUGAUCAAAAUGACUGCCAUCUUGACCACAGAUGGACCUGAUAGGGCAGGUUCCCUCAAAGUGAAGGAGCUGGUGAAGGCUGCUGAGGAAGAGCCAGGGGAGCCUUUUGAAAUUGUUGAAAGAGUUAAAGAGGACUUAGAGAAGGUGAACGAAAUCCUGAGAAGUGGAACCUGCAUGAGAGAUGAAGACAGUGUGCCAAGGUCUCAGCCAGAGAGAGAAUUAGUGGAAGAGGAAUGGGUUAUUGUCAGUGAUGAGGAAAUAGAGGAGGCUAAGCGAAAAGCAUCUUUAGAAAUCACCGAAUACCCAUGUGCAGAAAUUAGAAUAGAGAAAGAGACCAAAGUAAAAGUAGAGAAAGACUCAACAGGGCUAGUGAACUACCUUACCGAGGAUCUAAAUUCCUACGUGUCUCCUCACAAAGAGCCACCGCAGACAGUGCAAGAUCUGGCAGGGGAGAAACGUGAGGCUCUGGGUCCUUGCAGGAGCUCUGAAAGCGAAGGGAAAAAUAAAGAAGCAUCUUCAGAGGAGACACAGAGUACCCAGAAACAGCCCAAACCAAGCCUGGGCAUAAAGAAGCCAGUGAGAAGGAAAUUAAAAGAAAAACAAAAACAAAAAGAGGAUAGUUCACAAGCUAGUGCAGAAAAAACUGAACUUAAAAAAGGUAGUUCAGAAGAGUCAUUAGAUGAGGACCCAGGUUUAGCCCCCGAGCCUCUUCCCCCUGUAAAAGCUACGUCACCUUUGAUAGAAGAAACUCCCAUUGGUUCCAUAAAGGACAAGGUGAAGGCCCUUCAAAAACGAGUGGAAGAUGAACAGAAAGGGCGAAGCAAGUUGCCUGUCAGAGUCAAAGGCAAAGAAGAUGUGCCAAAAAAGAUAACACAAAGGACACAUCUAGCUGCGUCCCCCUCUCUGAAGUCCGAGAGACAUGCGCCAGCAUCACCCUCCUUGAAAACAGAAAGACACUCUUCUCUUUCCUCUUCUGCAAAAACUGAGAGGCACCCUCCAGUAUCACCAGUGAGUAAAACUGAGAAACACUCACCCUUGUCACCCUCCGCAAAAACUGAGAAGCACACACCUGUGUCAUCGUCAAGUAAAACUGAGAAACACUCACCCUUGUCACCCUCCGCAAAAACUGAAAGACACUCCCCUGUAUCCUCCUCUACAAAAACAGAAAGACACCCACCUGUUUCGCCUUCAGGUAAAACAGACAAACGCCCACCCGUCUCGCCCUCUGGGAGAACAGAGAAACAUCCGCCAGUGUCACCAGGCAGGACAGAGAAACGCUUGCUUGUAUCACCAGCUGGAAGAAUUGAAAAGCAUUCACCUGUCUCAACCUCUGGGAAAACCGAGAAGCACCUGCCUGUGUCACCUUCUGGGAGAACAGACAAGCAACCACCUGUCUCCCCCACCUCAAAAACAGAAAGAAUCGAGGAGACAAUGUCUGUUCGGGAAUUGAUGAAAGCUUUCCAGUCAGGUCAGGACCCGUCUAAACAUAAGACUGGACUCUUUGAGCACAAAUCAGCGAAACAGAAACAGCCACAAGAGAAAAGCAAAGUUCGGGUAGAAAAAGAAAAGGGGCAGAUAGUAACCCCGAGAGAAACGCAGAAAACGGAGAGUCAGACAGUCAAACGAGGCCAGAGAUUCCUGGUCACGGGACCUUCAGAAUCCAGAAGAGCAGUCCGUGCUUCCUCCUUAGGGUUUAAGAGAGAAGACGUCGCUGAAGAAAAGGAGAAAGCGCUCAACCACAAAACACCUGAACCUGUUCGGCCAGCGCCUGAAGAAGCAAGCCCUAAAGAUAGUGAAGUCCCCAAAGAAAAGCUGGCUGGUGAACAGGGAGACGUGGAUCUCCAGAUCAGCCCGGACAGGAAAACCUCCACUGACUUUUCUGAGGUCAUUAAGCAGGAACUGGAAGACAAUGACAAAUACCAAGAGUUCCGCCUGAGUGAAGAGACGGAGAAGGCGCAGCUUCACUUAGACCAAGUGCUCACUAGUCCUUUCAGCACCGCAUUCCCACUAGAUUACCUGAAAGACGAGUUCCUCCCAGCCCUGUCUUUACAGAGCGGUGCCUUACAAGGCAGUUCGGAAAGCCUGAAGCAGGAAGGGGUAGCAGGUUCUCCGUGCGGCAGCCUGAUGGAGGGGACCCCUCACAUCAGUUCGGAAGAAAGCUACAAGCAUGAGGGCCUAGCAGAGACCCCUGAGACAAGCCCGGAAAGCCUUUCUUUCUCACCAAAGAAAAGCGAGGAGCACAUUGGGGAAACAAAGGCAACUACCAAGUUAAAAACACCACCAGAAAUUCAUUCCGAAAGAGGACAUCCCUCAACCAAAGGCGUUACUGAUGGCUCUGAAGGGCAGGGUGCCGCAGUCGCGGGGGGCACAGAGCCCUCUGCUGAGCGUUUGCUGAAGGAGGUCGCCCUAGACCCUUCCAAAGACACGUGCCCCCCACAAGAAGGUGACGGCCUUGGCGGUCCAGGCGUAUCAUUAGCAAAAGAAGCAUCCGAAGGACUGACCGAGGAGGUGUCCCGUGAUGAAGGUCCACUUAAAUAUGUUAGUUCAGCCCAUGAGACACAAACUGAUACUGAAGCUCAGGAGUCCACAGCCACCAAGCCCUCAGAUGAAGCAGAGGCCUUGCCGCUGCCUGAUUCUGCUGUAAAGCCAGGCCCAAGGGCUGAAUCAAAGGCCCAGGGAGUCGUUAGAAGUCCCCAAGGGCUAGAACUUGCACUCCCUAGCCGUGACAGCGAGGUCCUCAGCCCUGGGGCUGACGAAUCCUUCCCGGUGAGCCACAAGGACUCCCUGGAAGCCAGCCCAGUGCUGGAGGAUAACUCCUCGCACAAAACUCCUGAUUCUCUGGAGCCGAGUCCUCUGAAAGAAUCCCCUUGCCAUGAUUCUCUUGAAAGCAGCCCUGUUGAACCAAAGAUGAAGGCUGGAAUUCUGCCGAGUCACUUUCCUCUUCCUUCAGCCGUUGCCAAAACAGAACUCUUCACGGAAGUGGCCUCUAUGCGGUCCCGGCUGCUCCGAGACCCGGACGGCAGUGCUGAGGAUGACAGCCUUGAGCAGACGUCACUCAUGGAGAGCUCAGGGAAGAGCCCCCUUUCCCCAGACACCCCCAGCUCCGAAGAAGUUAGCUAUGAGGUCACGCCCAAAACCACAGAUGCAGGCACCCCCAAACCAGCUGUGAUUCCUGAAUGUGCAGAGGAGGAUGACUCAGAAAAUGGGGAGAGAAAGAGGUUCACACCUGAAGAGGAAAUGUUUAAAAUGGUAACCAAAAUCAAGACGUUUGAUGAACUUGAACAAGAAGCAAAGCAGAAAAGGGACUACAAAAGAGAACCCAAGCAAGAAGAAUCUUCUUCCUCCUCUGACGCAGAUGUUGGCUGUUCAGCAGACAUGGAUGAAACAAAACACACAGAGAGUGUAGAGGAUGAAAGCGAUGUCCCCGUGGUUGUAACAUCAGAGAGCAGAAAGGCUUCUUCCUCCUCAGAAAGUGAACCUGAGUUGACACAGCUGGAAAAAGGUGCCGACUCAGGCCUCUUAUCAGAGCCGGUUAUUCGAGUGCAACCCCCUUCCCCACUUCCAUCCAGCAUAGACUCAAAUUCCAGUCCUGAAGAGGUACAAUUCCAGCCUGUCGUUUCCAAACAAUACACUUUUAAGAUGAAUGAAGAUACUCAGGAAGAUUCAGGUAAAUCAGAGGAAGAAAAAGAUCGUGAAUCUCAUUUACCUGAAGACAGUCAUACUGUUUCUACUGAUGGCCCAGAGAUGUCUUAUGAUGAUCUAAACAGAGAUGCUGAUCAACAAAAUCUUUGUGAUGACCAUGGGUAUGAAGCAGCGAGUCCCAGCGGCUCAGCCACUCCUGUCGCUUCAGGUUUCCGCAGUUCCACUGGUGACGAUGUCAGCGAGCAGCUAGUUAUCCAUAAGGAAUCAUUAGCUCUGCAAGGCACUGGUGAAAAAGAUACAGAAGAAGAAGAGCUUGAUGUUUCUGGAGUCGAAUCUCCACAAGUAGAUUGCCCCAGUGAAAGCUCUUCAUCUUUGCCCUCUUUGCAUCGUUGUCCAGCAUCUGAAGCAAAAGAAUUAGAUGAAGACAUAGUCUCUACAUCUUCUGCUACCAAAAUGGAGGUCACAAAACCUGACCAAGCUUUUGAGAGCUUACCAGAGGACCGGUCCACUCAAGACUCAUCCAUUACUACUCAGGCUGAUAGAUCGUCCUUGGAUGUUCCAGUGUCUGACCCAGCGGAGACUGAGGAAACCUCUGAUCCUCAAAUCAUAAGCCCUUAUGAAAAUGUUCCUUCUCAAUCUUUUUUCUCUAGUGAAGAAAGCAAAACCCAAACAGAUACAAGACACACAGGUUUUCACUCUUCUGAAGUGUAUUCUGUUACCAUCACAUCCUCCACUGAAGACGUAGAAGUGACAAGCUCCUCUGGAAGAACUGUUUCAAGCGAAGAAUCUAAUUUUGAGGACCAGAACCUGGACGUAGAACCCAAACAAGAAAGUACCUUGUGGGAAAUGCAGUCGGAUAGAGCCUCCUCAUCUUUAGAGCCAACUGUACCAAAUACAUCAACAGUUGCUGGUGAACAGAGAAGCAAAGUCAUCAUCACAAAAACUGAUGUGGAUUCUGAUUCCUGGAGUGAAAUCCGUGAGGAUGAUGAAGCCUUUGAGGCUCGAGUGAAAGAGGAAGAACAGAAGAUAUUUGGUUUGAUGGUAGACAGACAAUCGCAGGGUACCACCCCUGACACCACUCCUGCUAGGACCCCAACUGAAGAGGGGACCCCAACCAGUGAGCAAAAUCCAUUUCUCUUUCAGGAAGGAAAAUUGUUUGAGAUGACCCGAAGUGGUGCCAUUGAUAUGACCAAAAGGUCCUAUGCAGAUGAAAGUUUUCACUUUUUCCAAAUUGGGCAAGAAUCCAGGGAAGAGACUCACUCUGAAGACAUGAGAGAAGCGGGUACUGGUGCUGAGCCCCUACAGCUGGAGACAUCAGCUGAGUCAUUAGCACUCUUAGAAUCGAAAGAAACAGUGGCUGACGAAGCAGAGCUACUCCCAGAUGACCUGAGUGAGGAAGUAGAAGAAACACACGCUUCAGAUGCUCCACUUAACUCCCAAAUGGGGAUUUCAGCCUCCAUUGAAACAUCAAUGAAAGAGGGAACUUCUGCGGGAGCUGAGGACCUCCCCGCCGUGGGAAUGGGUGACACACCUCCCCUGUCCAGUGUGAAGCAGACAGCUUGCCCCGACUCCCCUAAACCAGUUGGACAAGUUCAGUUAGAUUUUUCCACAGUCACUAGGUCUGUAUAUGCAGAUCGGGGUGAUGAUUCUCCCGAUUCAUCCCCAGAGGAACAGAAAUCAGUCAUUGAAAUCCCUACUGCACCCGUGGAGAAUGUGCCUUCUACUGAAAGCAGAUCCAAAAUCCCUGUAAGGACUAUACCCACUUCAACCCCAGCACCUCCAUCUGUGGAGUAUGAGAGCUCCCUUUCUGAAGAUUUUCUACCCAGCCUGGAUGAGCAAAGUAAAGAGGAUGAAACAAAACCAAAGUCUAAAAUCCCCAUGAAAGUACCCGUCCAAAGAGUCGAGCAGCAGCCUUCGCAUCUAGACCUGUCUCUACUGAAAACAGAGGCUCCUCAGGGGCAGGACAUGACAAGCAGAGCGCCAAGUAGUAGAAGCAAACCUGAAUCUGAUGCCAGUUUGGACGCAAAGACCAAAUGUCCAGUAAAAACUAGAAGUUACAUUGAGACAGAAACAGAAAGCACAGAGGGGGCAGAGGAGCUUGAGUUAGAAUCAGAGGAAGGGGCCACAAAGCCAAAGAUAUUUGCAUCCCGAUUGCCAGUAAAGAGCAAAAGCACCACAUCUUCCUGCAGGGGGCCCACGAGCCCCACAAAAGAAAGUAAGGAGCAUUUCUUUGACCUUUACAGGAACUCCAUAGAAUUCUUUGAGGAGAUUAGUGAUGAGGCUUCCAAGUUAGUGGAUAGACUUACACAGUCAGAAAGGGAACAGGAGUUAGUUUCAGAUGACGAAAGUAGUAGUGCCCUGGAAGUUUCAGUAAUUGAAAAUCUGCCACCUGUUGAGACCGAGAACUCAAUUCCUGAGGACAUCUUUGACACAAGGCCCAUUUGGGAUGAGUCCAUUGAGACUCUGAUUGAACGCAUCCCUGAUGAAAAUGGCCAUGACCAUGCUGAAGAUCAACAGGAUGAGCAGGAACGGAUUGAGGAAAGGCUGGCUUAUAUUGCUGAUCACCUUGGUUUCAGCUGGACAGAAUUAGCAAGAGAACUGGAUUUCACUGAGGAGCAAAUUCAUCAAAUUCGAAUUGAGAACCCUAACUCCCUCCAAGACCAGAGUCAUGCACUAUUGAAGUACUGGCUAGAAAGGGAUGGGAAACAUGCAACAGAUACCAGUCUCAUUGAAUGUCUCACCAAGAUCAACCGAAUGGAUAUUGUUCAUCUCAUGGAGACCAGCACAGAGCCUCUCCAGGAGCACAUCAGUCAUAGCUAUGCAGAGAUUGAACAGACCAUUACACUGGAUCAUAGUGAAGGGUUCUCGGUACUUCAAGAGGAGCUAUGCACUGCCCAGCACAAGCAGAAAGAGCAGCAAGCUGCUUCUAAAGAGGACGAGUCCUAUGAUCACCCUCCCAUCGUCUCGGAGGAAGACAUUUCUGUCGGUUACUCCACUUUUCAGGAGAGCAUCUCCAAAACUGAGGGCGACGGCUCAGCAACAGAGCUCCUUCCCCAGACUCACAAGGAGCAAGUUCAACAGGAUUUCUCAGGGAAAAUGCAAGACCUGCCUGAAGAGUCAGCUCUUGAACAGCAGGAAUACUUUGUGACCACCCCGGAGACAGAAGUGUCAGAGACUCAAAAGGCUAUGGCAGCAUCUGGCUCUCCCACCCAGACUCCUGAGGAAACCAGCACCCCUGCUGAGGAGGAGAGGCCAUACCUCCAGACCCCGACAUCAAGUGAGCGGGGAGACUCUCCCAUUGUGCAAGAACCCGAAGAGCCCCCAGAACGUAGGGAGGAGAGUUCGCCUCGAAAAACCAGCCUCGUGAUAGUGGAGUCUGCUGAUGACCAGCCACAGGCCUCUGAAAGGCUCGAGGAAGAUGCUGCUUUUCAAAAGGGAGAUGAUAUGCCCGACAUACCCCCGGAAACAGUCACAGAAGAAGAAUACAUCGAUGAGCAGGGACACACUGUGGUAAAGAAGAUUACUAGGAAAAUCAUCAGGCGGUACGUCUCCUCUGAUGGCACAGAGAAAGAAGAGAUUACGAUGCAGGGAACACCACAGGAUCCCAUCAACAUUGAGGAAGGGGAUGGCUAUUCCAAAGUCAUAAAGCGCAUUGUGUUAAAGAGUGACACUGAACAGUCGGAGGUAACUUUGUCUGAGCCCAGCAUGUUGUCCAGUACCUCACAAUUUCAGGCUGAACCGGUGGAAGGCCGUAGAGUCAGCAAAGUUGUUAAAACAACUGUGGUACAUGGAGAGAGGAUGGAGAAGCAUCUGGGGGAUUCUAGUUUAGCCACUGAUCUUCCUUCAGCCAAAGAUGACUUUGAAGAGGCUCUGAGUUACACAGGUAGCCACAUGAAAGUCCACUCCCCCAGUUUAGUAGAGAAUGAAGUCCUGAAGGAGGAUGGAUCAAUACUUAGAAGGACAACAAUGAGUAAAGCUAGAACCCAGAAGAGGGCUGUGGUGAAGGACCAGCACGGAAAACGCAUUUACCUGGAGCACCUGGAGGAUGUCCCAGAAGCACUAGACCAGGACGACCUCCAGCAUGACCUCAAGCGACUCCUUCGGCAUUUCUGCAAGGAGGACUUGAAGCAAGAGGCCAAAUGAGAGGCUGUCCAAUUCUCACACCAGAAACCACACAUUCACUCGAUAUGCAACUUCCCGUUUCAUUAGAGGAAUGAACUAACUGGCUUGAUGAAUGGGAUUUCCACCUUUAGCAUAUACACUGCAUUUUGUUUGAGUUUUUCCCCAUCCUCUUUAACUGUAAGCUAAUUUGUGACCAAAGAUAGCAUCCUUCAUCCUGGAUGCUGUAUCCACUCCUUUGUUGUGUCUGUGCUCACCUGGGACCUGGCCGCCUCCAUUAUCCUUCUUGGCUUCUGCACGAGCUCCAUGAAAAUCCAUUGAACAGAAGAACUUCACCUGCAGACCUCUUCAAGUGACGAUACCUAGGAAUCCUUCAAAGAGAUACCCGUGUACAAUAUAUAUAGCUAAAAUGCUCAGACGAACAACAUAUUAAAACCACUGCCUGUCGUAACUACACUGGGCGUCACGGAAUAAAAGGCCUCUAGGAAUUGCUGAACAAUGGUUCACUAAGAUAUUGCUAACACAAUCGAACGUAAUACAGUUCUCCUGCAAAAGAAGCACUUCAGACCUACCAUGUCCUUAGAACUUCCAGAGUAGCCCUGGCUCCUAGUGAAAGAUGGGUUCCUAACCUUGAAGAACUGUCCUAACUAAGCACUUACUGCUGGUGCCGGCCAGCUGUGAUUUAUGACUCUCCAGCAGCCACUGAGGGAGGGGAGGAAGGGAGCGGCGGCAACGAGGUGAAGCAGUGAGGUAUUCAGUUGCCAGCAGUGGCAUCCUGCAGCUGUCUAGCAUCUUCAGGUCCUUUAGAUUUGGGACACGUUGGCAGGGUAUUUUAAAAAGCUAUAACUACUGUAGUUUUCCAGUUUUCAUUGCUGCUUUAGCAAACCACGCUGUCUUAUUGGUGGUACUUUCUCCUGGCCACUGCACUGUAGAUAAUUCAUUGGAAACAAGAUUUGCCCCCUACACAAACGGUUAAACUCCUUCACCGUGCUGGAGUGGUUUCUUUCAUUUUGUUCUUCCAGGUUUAUAUCUUCUCUAAUACCUGCAUGUAGCAUUUAAGAAUCAAACCACAGUUCAAACCCAUCUUCUAAAUCACAUUGAUGGUUUUCAUUCUUUUUACCCUCAGCAAGCACUUUUCACUUUUCAGCUAGGUCUGUUUUUUAGCUUGCAGACGAGAUUGAGAAAUCCUGAAAAUUUUGGUUUGGGUUAAAAUUUGGGGUUUAUUUAUCUGAAAUCCAAACUCCCUUGGAAACCCUGAGGUGCAUUUGUGCACUUUCCUGUUUGUUUGUUUCAAAGAAGGGACUUUAAUCAUCUGAGUGAUUUCCACGUCCUCUUCCUUAUUCCUCUAGUGGUUGAAGCUGUGUAGUAUUUUAACAUAUAUAUAUAUAUUCACAAAUAUAUUCAUAUAAACAGUAUACAUUUUGAAUCAGUUAUUUGUUAAAGAAAAGUAUAUUCAAUGAAGAUGAAAUUCAAAAAUUUUGAAAACCAGAGUCUAUCCUCCAGGCAUUAAACAUUUUCAAAUUCUAUCUGGUCUUUUCCUGUUGUGCAAAAAUGACUCAUUGUUCUGAAAGUCAAAAACAAAGAUGACAAACAAUGGCAUUUCAUCAUUUCAAGUAAUUUUGCCAAGAGAGAAGGUUUCCUGGGAGGGAGGUUUCCCACAAGCCGAAUCUCCUAAGCCUCGAAUGCUAGCACGUUUGGCAGCUGGAUAGGAAAGAAAGCAUCUUUGGCGGCCAAAAUGAAGGAGGCCAAUGGUGAAACAUUUUGGACAUACCAUGGCCUCCUUGUCUACACCUUCACUGGAGCUCAAGAAAAGCAUUUCUGUUGUGUUAUUUGCAGUGCAGAUGAUGUCUGUGUAACAACAUAAUGGUUAAUCACCUUUUUUUGAUUUUGAUUUUUGCUGUGUAAUCAAAAAACUUGAAUAAUGUGAGAAGAAGUGAAUUUUCAGUUGAUGAAUCAGCAUCUUGUUCCCAUGGUGAUAACACUAAUUGAAUAUAUCUAUGAGGGCAUGUAUUAGUUAAUGGAAAAAAAUACAACACUAACAAUACAUAGCUGCAAUGUGUACAAUGGCUGAUUUAAUUAAAUAAAAUGUACAAGUGUUAAGUGUGGCAACAGUGAUUUGUUCUUCUUUAGCACUCACCUGUGAUUUCAGGCGGUAAGACAUUAUUAAAGAGAUGAAAUAGAUGUGAAGCCAAAAGAAAAACAGCU